CAACACUAACGUUAUCGAUAUAGAACAAAUGAAAUACGGCAACGUCACGCAAAGCAGACUCAUGAAGUGUUGAAGAGUGAUUAUACAUUCGACAGUACAAAUAAUUAUUAAAUUUACGAAUUUUAACUUUAUUUAGUGAGAAAAUGGCAGAUAAUAAGAGCCCUGAUGAUCUUUCUACCGCGAUCCUGCGCCGUAAAGACAGGCCCAAUCGUCUGAUCGUCGAGGAGGCCGUCAGUGAUGAUAACUCGGUCGUCGCCCUAUCACAGGGGAAAAUGGAGCAGCUACAGUUAUUCCGCGGUGACACUGUACUGCUUAAGGGCAAGCGUCGCAAGGAAACUGUAUGCAUCGUGCUCUCAGAUGACAACUGCCCCGAUGAGAAGAUACGUAUGAACCGUGUAGUUAGGAACAAUCUGCGCGUUCGUUUGUCAGAUGUGGUGUCUAUAGCACCCUGUCCGUCAGUCAAAUACGGCAAGCGUGUCCACAUACUUCCAAUUGAUGAUUCUGUUGAAGGCCUCACCGGUAAUCUAUUUGAGGUGUACUUGAAGCCUUACUUCAUGGAGGCCUACCGUCCGAUUCACCGUGACGACACGUUCAUGGUGCGCGGUGGCAUGAGAGCUGUGGAGUUCAAGGUGGUGGAGACAGACCCCGCUCCUUACUGUAUCGUGGCCCCCGACACCGUCAUUCAUUGCGAAGGGGAACCUAUUAAACGAGAAGAAGAGGAAGAAGCUCUCAACGCUGUCGGCUACGAUGAUAUCGGCGGUUGUCGCAAGCAGUUGGCACAGAUCAAGGAGAUGGUGGAGCUGCCCCUGCGGCAUCCCUCGCUGUUCAAAGCUAUUGGUGUGAAACCUCCGCGCGGCAUCCUCAUGUACGGCCCCCCGGGGACAGGGAAGACGCUCAUCGCUAGAGCCGUCGCCAAUGAGACCGGUGCGUUCUUCUUCCUGAUCAACGGCCCUGAGAUCAUGUCCAAGCUGGCGGGUGAAUCUGAAUCCAACCUGCGUAAGGCUUUCGAGGAGGCUGACAAGAAUUCUCCAGCUAUCAUCUUCAUAGAUGAAUUGGACGCCAUCGCUCCCAAACGAGAGAAGACACACGGGGAAGUCGAAAGAAGAAUCGUGUCACAGCUGCUUACUCUUAUGGAUGGUAUGAAGAAGUCGUCUCACGUGAUAGUAAUGGCCGCCACCAACCGUCCCAACUCGAUCGACCCGGCGCUGCGGCGCUUCGGACGGUUUGAUCGGGAGAUAGACAUCGGCAUCCCUGACGCCACCGGGCGGCUCGAGAUACUGCGCAUUCACACCAAGAAUAUGAAGCUUGGAGACGACGUGGACCUAGAACAGAUUGCAGCUGAAUCUCACGGUCAUGUGGGUGCCGAUCUGGCUUCCCUGUGCUCGGAAGCAGCUCUGCAACAGAUCAGAGAAAAGAUGGACCUCAUUGACCUGGAAGAUGACCAGAUUGAUGCUGAAGUACUCAAUUCCUUGGCUGUCUCCAUGGAUAACUUCCGUUAUGCGAUGACCAAAUCCUCUCCAUCGGCACUCCGUGAAACUGUGGUGGAAGUGCCCAACGUAACGUGGACUGACAUCGGUGGUCUCCAGAACGUUAAGCGAGAGCUUCAAGAGCUGGUGCAGUAUCCCGUGGAACAUCCUGACAAGUUCCUUAAGUUCGGUAUGCAGCCUUCCAGGGGUGUGCUGUUCUAUGGGCCGCCAGGAUGUGGUAAGACGUUGCUGGCUAAGGCGAUUGCUAACGAGUGCCAAGCCAACUUCAUCUCUGUCAAGGGACCGGAGUUACUCACUAUGUGGUUUGGUGAAUCCGAGGCCAAUGUUAGAGACAUCUUCGAUAAGGCUCGUUCAGCGUCUCCGUGUGUGUUGUUCUUCGACGAGUUGGAUUCCAUCGCCAAGUCCCGCGGCGGGUCCGUGUCGGACGCCGGCGGCGCCGCCGACCGCGUCAUCAACCAGAUACUCACAGAGAUGGACGGCAUGGGCGCUAAGAAGAACGUCUUCAUUAUCGGUGCCACAAAUCGUCCCGACAUCAUCGACCCGGCCAUCCUCCGUCCAGGUCGUCUGGACCAGCUGAUCUACAUCCCUCUACCGGACGAGAAGUCCCGCGAGGCCAUACUGAGGGCCAACCUACGCAAGUCGCCCAUAGCUAAGGACGUUGACCUAUCCUACAUCGCUAAGGUGACACAGGGCUUCAGUGGCGCUGAUCUGACCGAGAUCUGUCAGCGCGCCUGCAAGCUCGCCAUCAGACAGGCCAUCGAGGCGGAGAUACACCGCGAGAGGGCGCGCCAGCAGUCACAACCCGCGGCCGUCAUGGAUAUGGACGAAGAGGACCCGGUGCCGGAGAUCAGCCGCGCUCACUUCGAGGAGGCGAUGAAGUUCGCGAGACGUUCCGUGUCCGACAACGACAUCCGCAAGUACGAGAUGUUCGCGCAGACGCUGCAACAGAGCAGGGGCUUCGGCACUAACUUCAGAUUCCCUACAAGUGGUGCGUCAGCGGGCGGGACGGGAACGUCUGGGGGUGACCAGCCCACUUUCCAGGAGGAGGGGGGUGACGAUGACCUCUAUAGCUAAGCUCGCCGCUCGGCUUCACCUCAGGAUAACUGCCUAGCACCGACUGCCCUAUAACAAGACUACGGCCCUAUUAGGAACACCGUGUUACCCGAUUACGUUGACGGCCUCCCUAGACCCAGACACACCGGACGAGGGCUGAUUCUGAUGUUACGUAUCUCUAUACAAAUAUUUAGCGAUGUUAUGCGACCGUUUAAGGUAAUUCUUACUCGUCGCUUAGCUGUAAGAUUUUUUUACAUUUCCGAUAAACGUUGUUUGUGGCAAAAUUGUACUAGUGUUGUAUAUCCUUUGAUAUACGAUAACGUUCAAUCAAAUAGAUUAACCGGUUUUAGUCUAUUAUAGAACUAUCUGAGAAAAAUGGUGUUGCUUUUACUGAUACUAUUUUGCUACUCGAAAUAAAAUAUAGUAAAUGUCAUUUAAUCAACAUUUUUGCCGUGAACAACUUUAUAGUAUAAUGUCCUAAUAGGGCCUCCGUAAAUUCAUCUAAGGUAUCAAUAGAUUAUAAGCGUUAUCCUCGGAAACGAAGCUACACGGGUGACUGUAUCUGUAUCUCGAUUUGUUUUUGUCCACGCAGACGUCGGUCCGACCGCCGUCCUGUUCCAAAUGUGUAAAUUAAUUUAAUUCAAUCAUUAGUUACAUUGGCUUAUAUUUAGUUGAUGGAGGGAGUCAUCGGCAUUAUGCUACGGUUUAUAGUAAAUGUUACCUGUAACACCGGAUCGUGAGUAGCGACGUCGGCCUGUGCCGGCUGACACAGAAACGCAGUGAUUUUUAAUUAAUAAAAAGAUUUUUAUAAUCGUA
This is a messenger RNA of Danaus plexippus (monarch butterfly), 3356 nucleotides long. RefSeq names its product transitional endoplasmic reticulum ATPase TER94 (gene TER94). The transcript has 15 exons. Gene Ontology annotation, cellular component: nucleus; VCP-NPL4-UFD1 AAA ATPase complex; cytosol. Gene Ontology annotation, molecular function: ATP binding; ATP hydrolysis activity; polyubiquitin modification-dependent protein binding. Lineage: Eukaryota; Metazoa; Arthropoda; Insecta; Lepidoptera; Nymphalidae. Bases 144 to 2561 code for a protein of 805 amino acids. Gene Ontology annotation, biological process: retrograde protein transport, ER to cytosol; mitotic spindle disassembly; autophagosome maturation. The record is from RefSeq and is a predicted model, not a curated record.